Messenger RNA from Fusarium vanettenii 77-13-4, 1446 nucleotides. RefSeq lists its product as uncharacterized. Lineage: Eukaryota; Fungi; Ascomycota; Sordariomycetes; Hypocreales; Nectriaceae. Gene Ontology annotation, molecular function: monoatomic ion transmembrane transporter activity. Gene Ontology annotation, biological process: mitochondrial transmembrane transport; monoatomic ion transport. The coding region runs from base 1 to 1062 and encodes 353 amino acids. The transcript is spliced from 3 exons. The record is from RefSeq and is a predicted model, not a curated record. Gene Ontology annotation, cellular component: mitochondrial inner membrane.
AUGUCGGCCUCGCUACCUGGCACGCGGGAGCUCCCCGCCUCGCAGUAUGACCUCGAGACGUAUAUGGGACGGGUGCGCCAUGCAAUUGGCAUCACAGACCCCUCGACAUUGUUCGCGGGCACAACGGGCCUCGAGGCGGCCAAGAAGAUGGUUUCUGAAUACAAGAUGGGCAAGAUUGAGCACAUGUCGCCAGCGCUCUGGCAUGCGAAGAAGGUGGUAGAUUCUACGUUGCAUCCUGAUACCGGCGAACCUGUCCUGCUCCCCUUCCGAAUGUCCUGCUACGUCUUGACCAACCUGGUCGUCACGGCGGGUAUGCUCCAGCCUGGUAUGGGCACGAUGGGUAUCGUCGGGUGGCAGGUCUUCAACCAGUCCCUCAACGUCGCCUUCAACACGGCCAAUGCCAACAAGUCGUCCCCCAUGUCCACUGAGGUCAUGGUCAAGUCCUACCUCUCGGCCGUCGGUGCCUCAUGCUCCGUCGCUCUGGGCCUGAACGCCGUCGUCCCGCGCCUAAACGUCUCCGCCUCGACUCGCAACAUCCUCGGCCGCUUGAUCCCCUUCGCCGCUGUCGCUUCAGCCGCCGGCCUCAACACCUACCUCAUGCGCCGCGACGAGAUUGUCAAGGGUAUCGACGUCCGACCUGUGCUCUCCGAAGAGGACAAGGCCAAGCUCAAGGCUGAGGGCAAGUCGGAGCGGGACGUCCCCUCGCUGGGCAAGUCCCAUACUGCAGCCAAGAUUGCCGUGUACGAGACUGCUGCCAGCCGAGUCUUCACUGGUAGCCCCAUCAUGGUCAUUCCCCCCAUGGUGCUCUACCACAUCGAGAACAAGCAGGCUUGGUACAAGAACCUCAUGGAGAAGGAGUGGGUUCGCGCUCGACCCCAGCUGGCCAAGGGCAUUCCCCUCGGUCUUAACCUGGGUCUCAUUGCUCUCACUUCGUUUGCCGUCCUACCUUUUGCGCUUGCCGUCUUCCCCCAGCAACAGGAGAUUAGUGCCGAGAUGCUCGAGCCCGAGUUCCACGGCAAGGGAGGUUUGAAUGGCAAGGUCAUCUUCAACCGUGGUCUAUAAGAGUCCACAUCGUUUGCUUUUAGCAUAUUCCAGGCUUGAUACAUCAUCGGAUGAGCCUUGUCUCAGGACUACUUUGAAACAGAGGGAGUCCUGGAUCGAGGGGAUUGAUUUGCCCAUAGCUUUCGAGAGGGGUUUGGUUCAAGACUGGCUUUGAGAAUACCCUAGACUUGAGCUCGAGGGAAUAGGGGUAGAUGCACUCCUUACCUGUCUUCGAGGAUUGGAGAACGGAUUACACCCAUACAGACGGCGUUUAUGGAAAAUGCGAGGGAUCUUUAUGGUUGUCGUUGUAGACCAGGGCUGGAAAGAUAUGCUGGACCGGAAGACAAAAGACUACAUAGAACUUCGAGUUGCUAAAAUCAGUCAAUAGAGCUAGAGUUGCUUGAC